AUGCGUUUUGCUGUUUCUGCUGCUGUAGUUGUUGCCAGUGCCGUUGCUGUGGCCACUGCCACUGAGGAUGCUUGCUCACAGAUGUGCUCCGAGGUCGAUGGAUGCCGCGGGUCCAAGUAUGGUUCAUACUGCAAGGGUUGGAUGACACCUUCUAUUUGCUUCGGUCUCGUCAGAAGAACUGACGGCUCCUAUUGCUUCCAGCCUGGUGAUGUUAGCUGCGUCGGCGAGGCCGUACCCUGUUCCAUGGGUCAUGUGACCACCGCUGAGCCCACUGAAUCUCCUCUCACCACAGCGGUUCCCGCAACCAAGUCAGCGUCUACUACUAGUGCUUCUAUUGCGACUACCGCUACUGAGGUUAAUACCACGGCUGCUCCAACGACUACCGCUCAGGCCGUGACAACCACCCCUGUGGAGACCACCACUAACACCGUCGGUCCUAUCACUACGACUACUGCUACCACAACUAGAGUGACAACUACAACUACUGCUACCACAACUAGAGCGACCACUACGACUACUACCACCACUCCUAAAGCCACCACUACGACUACUACCACAACUAGAGCAACCACUACGACUACGACGACCACUAAAGCGACCACUACUACUGCUGCUUCUCCUGCAUUCGGUGGUCAUUACUGCGGUAGCAUGAUGGGCCAGAGUUUCACUGUUGACUUUGCCUCUAAUGGCCGCGCUACCAUCAAUGUGAUGGGUAUGUCUGCUGGCGCUGAUUACACCGUUGAUGGUGAUGAUAUCGAGUUCUCUAACUACGAUCCUAUGCUUGCCAAAUUGAUGCAACAGUUCCACAUCAAGAAAAUUGAUGCCACCAUCAUCAGUCCCGAUUCCGUUCAUAUCAAGAUCGGUUUCCUCCUUGACACCACUAUCACUAAGUGCUAA
Messenger RNA from Perkinsus marinus ATCC 50983, 897 nucleotides. RefSeq names its product Cold shock-induced protein TIR2 precursor, putative. The transcript has a single exon. NCBI's taxonomy places the organism in Eukaryota, Perkinsozoa, Perkinsida, Perkinsidae. The coding region runs from base 1 to 897 and encodes 298 amino acids. The record is from RefSeq and is a predicted model, not a curated record.